This is a messenger RNA of Entelurus aequoreus (snake pipefish), 2092 nucleotides long. It is a transcript of the gene calcrla, whose product is annotated as calcitonin receptor-like a. Gene Ontology annotation, cellular component: plasma membrane. The record is from RefSeq and is a predicted model, not a curated record. Gene Ontology annotation, biological process: angiogenesis; cell surface receptor signaling pathway; adenylate cyclase-activating G protein-coupled receptor signaling pathway. The transcript has 13 exons. The coding region runs from base 165 to 1592 and encodes 475 amino acids. NCBI's taxonomy places the organism in Eukaryota, Metazoa, Chordata, Actinopteri, Syngnathiformes, Syngnathidae. Gene Ontology annotation, molecular function: calcitonin gene-related peptide receptor activity; adrenomedullin receptor activity; calcitonin receptor activity.
GUCUCAUCUCAUCUCAUCCCUCGUCCAACCACGUCUCUCUCCCCGCUUCGACGACGGGACAUUAUUUCGCCCUUUUUCACCGGGGGAAAAAAACGGACUUUUUUUCCCCCCACUCCUCCCACGGGUCUACGUCUCUAAACAGCCCUGACACGUUGGAAAGGAAGAUGGAGCGUGUUGGGAAGAAUGCAAUAGUGCUACUUAUGCUGAUGUCUUCUCUGCUGGACUGCCAAGUGUGUGUGAGAGCAAGUCUCGAAGUGAACGACACUCGUCAGCACCAACCUGCUAAUGUGUACGACGACAUAGGACUCACCAGGAACAAGAUAGUCACAGCACAGUUUGAGUGCUACCAAAAGAUAAUGAAGGACAAUCCUCCCGACAGACAAGAGCCCAUGUGUCAUCGCACUUGGGAUGGCUGGUUGUGUUGGGAUGACACCAAGGCAGGCGUCAACUCCGAGCAGCACUGCCCAGACUACUUUCAGGAUUUUGAUCCUUCAGAGAUGGUGACAAAGAUCUGCACUGACAGUGGUCAAUGGUUCUUGCAUCCUGAGAGCAACCGGACGUGGACCAACUACACCCGCUGCAACGAACACACCAGUGAAGGCAGAGUGACUGCUAUGAAUCUUUUCUACCUAGCUCUUAUUGGACACGGACUGUCCCUGACCUCGCUGUUCGUCUCACUCGGAAUAUUCUUCCAUUUCAAGAGUUUGAGUUGUCAGAGGAUCACACUUCACAAAAACCUCUUCUUUUCUUUUGUCCUCAACUCUGUGAUUACCAUCGUUUGGUUGACCGCAGUUGCCAACAAUCAAGAACUCGUGCAGAGGAAUCCAACAAGCUGCAAGGUGUCACAAUUCAUUCAUCUCUACCUGUUUGGUUGCAACUACUUCUGGAUGUUGUGUGAGGGAAUUUACCUCCACACUCUUAUCGUGGUGGCCGUGUUUGCUGAGAAGCAACACCUGAUGUGGUAUUAUCUUCUUGGCUGGGGCUUCCCUCUUAUUCCUGCUUCCAUCCAUGCAAUCGCGAGGAGUUACUACUACAAUGACAACUGUUGGAUUAGCUCCAAAACAUCGUUACUCUACAUCAUCCACGGCCCCAUCUGUGCCGCGCUGCUGGUGAACUUGUUCUUCCUGCUCAACAUCGUGAGAGUGCUCAUCACCAAGCUGAAGGUGACCCACCAGGCCGAGUCCAGCCUCUACAUGAAGGCCGUGAGAGCCACGCUCAUCCUGGUGCCGCUUCUGGGCAUCCAGUACGUCCUGCUUCCCUACAAGCCCGAGGGACGCGUUUCCUCCGAAAUAUACGACUACAUCAUGCACAUACUGAUGCACUACCAGGGUCUGCUUGUGGCCACCAUCUUCUGCUUUUUCAACGGAGAGGUCCAAGCAGUUUUGCGGAGGCACUGGAACCAGUACAACCUCCAGUUUGGCAACAGCGUAGGAAACCACUCGGAUGCCCUGCGCUCAGCCUCCUACACGGCUUCCUCCAUCACCGAGGUCCAAGGCUGCUACAGCAUCGACGGCCACUCGGAACACAUGAACGGCAAAGGCUGCCAUGACACCGACACCUCCAUCUUCAAGUCGGAAAACCCCUUCGACUGACCCGUGUUCUGUGCUCGACCUUCGACAGGUUUGACACCAAUAGCGCCGACCGCGGGGGACUGGGCUUUUUCUUACCAAGUUUAUCGAGUCUGCUCCGAAGGAAAAAAAAAGACUGUAUACUCGCCACUCUAUCUCACUGACAGAGGUCCUUUUUCAUGGUCCUGGUAAAUGUUUUUCCACUUGCAGAAAGCCUUUGCUCUAAGUACAUUUCCGCUGGUUAGUGCCAAACUGACACAUUGUUACCUUUUCUCAUUCAGUAUUCCAUUCUUCCAUACGUUACACAGACCAUAGGAUGUUUUGUAUAAAAAAAUAUUCACGUUAUAGCAUAUGUCUAUUAUCCGUAUUAAUUUAUCCUGUGUUAUUCUUAAAAUUAAUAUCACUGUACAACUGUAUUUUUCGGACUAUAAGCCGCUACUUUUUUUCUUACGGCUUAUAAAGCGGUGUGGCUAAUUUAUGGAUUUUUCUUCGCGAUGGGCUGCUACGGAGCCUCUAAAGGGACA